AUUGGCGGCGGCCAGUUCCGAGGAGAAGCGGUGCGCGCGCGGGUAGUCGCCGUCGUCAUCGUCACGCCGCUUCGUCCUCCGCUUCUUUGUGUGUGGUACCACGGCGAAACCACCCCUCGUUGCCGCGUCGUUUCCAGCUUGUUUCCGCGUGCUUCCUCUUAGCGAGUUCGCGUUUUCUCUUUCUCUCUCCAUCUUUUUUUCUUUCUUUCCGUCUCUCUCUUUCUCUAUCUCCAUCUCUCUUUUUCCGCCGUUCUCUCUCUCUCUCUCUCUCUCUCUCUCUCUUCCUCUGCCUCUCUCUUCCUGUCUCUCUAUUCCUCUCUCCGUCUCUCUCUUUUUCUAUCUGUCUCUUCCAUAUCUCUUGUUGCUCUUGUGAAUCAUCCUUACGCAUCAAAACACGACGAUAAUACACUCGCUGCUAUUGCAAUCGAGAGCGACCGCGCGGUGCAACCAUCGAUCUCCCUUCCCGCGCCAGAUCCCUCGCGUUCUCCAAAUCACCUCGUGCGCCCUCACAACGCCGGCCGGCUUCGACGGUCCAGAUCCGUCCGUUUGUCUAUCCGUUCGUUCAACGCCAUCUUGAUGCCGACGCGACGAUCAAACGUCGUCAAGAGCUACAGGAGGCGACACCUGUCGACAGUGUGCAUUGCCUCGCACGUGGUAGGUUAGUUGUUACGGUGAGUGCACUGAUUCCUUCCCUCUCUUGGGCACGAUUGGUCGCUACCCUCUAUCAUACGUCCAAUACUACCUGCUGCCAGCCCAAAAAUCUGUUGGAACGAAGACCAGAACAAAUCCGAAACUAUUCUUUUGUCUAAAAACUGUGUGUCGCUACAUUGCCCCGCCUACCCUCAUGCCUUUCUUCUGUCACGUUAUCCCUACGAAAACAAUAAGGACUACUACGCAAAGCCAUGAAAUUUGUCAUUGGUACUGCAGAGGUCCAAGUGUUAAGUGUACGAACGAUUUGAACUCUCAUUUCGCACUGCGAUCUCGACGUGGUUACAAGCUCAGCAGUCUGAAGCGUCUCUGCAACCAACGACACGGAAGAGGACUUCGAAGAGUUCCACAAUCCUCAUUGGAAUUUAGAGGACGAACCAAGAAUCCGCGUUCAACGUCGAUAAAGAUCAUCACAAUUCGCUGUUAUUAACCACUACUUGUCCCGGGAACGCGCUCUAAGUGUGCCUUUCCAUUUUUCAUACAAAGACAUUAUGUUUUGGUACCAAGUGAUGACAAUCGACAGUGGUCGCGCUGGUAUCGACGAAGCGUUUUCAUUGAAGUACUAGCACUGAGGAGAUUUUAGUCGCGAAGACAUCGAGAUCGCUCAAUAUUUUCUGAAGGAUUUUAUUGUUUCUCCUCCGAGUGAAAACAUGACUAGUACAUAGUGCGUAACACAAUCGUGUUGCAUUGCGCGAACGAUAGCGCGACGUCGAAUGCACGUGAACGAAAACUACGGACAAUCGGCGGCUGACAUACGUACCAGUGAUAGUCCAGCGCACGAAGGGAGGAGGGAAGCGGCGUCAAUCAGUAGUCGGUAUCACCUCCACCUAGAGACACGUCGCUGACGGACCCAGAGAGGACCAACGCGCAUCGGGAGCGUCACGGUGAUAAAACGAAGAGAGCGCAAAGGAAGAGGAGGAGAGAAUUCAGUCGACAUCGCCAGUUUGCGGUAAUAUCCUCCGGCAACGUCGACGAGCUGACGACAGCCGGACGAGCGGAAGAAGGAGAGAAGAGGACAGACGGCUCUUAUCACGCACCAGCUAGCUCGCGCGUUCAGAGCAGUACGGGAGAAGGUCAUAGGAACGUUCUUCCCGCCCGCGUUCGUUCUCCCUACGACGUCACACGCUUCGGGUGUGCGUGGCUCGUCGCUCUCGCUCUCGCCUCCCGCUGCAUCGCCACCGCUCUAUCGCUCCCGCCGCGAGAUACUCCCGUGACCGGCCGCUCUAGAGGGAGAAGGUUAGGAUGCCGCAGUGCGCUGUUCAUGAGUGUGGCAACAGUCACCGGCGGACUCGCGGCAAGCCCGUCCACUACCACCGCUUCCCGCAGGAAAAGGUGUUGCGCAUGAAAUGGAUAAAGGCGUGCAACCGCAAGGCGACAUCGACCGGCGAUCUGCCGUUCAACAUCUCCACCGCGCGUAUCUGCUCCCGACACUUUACCAAGGAAAACUAUGAAACCGUUAAUAUUAUAAACGGCGUGAAAAUGUUGGGCACUAGGCUGCUUCGCAAUGUUGUGCCAACACUCAAUCUGCCAACCGAGGAAGAGGGUCUUGAAAAAAUCCCUUCGGAACAAUGUGACAACAAGGAGCUCAUGAAAAUACUCAUGCAAAACGCGGAUGUAGCGGCUGGCGGCGAAAAUAUGCCGGGCAGCAGCAAGACGAAAGGUGUGAAUAGUUCCCGAUCGGAGCGGCGAUUGGAGCGGCGAUUGGAGCGACGACUAAACCGGCAAUCGGAAAAGCAAUCGACAGAGAAGCAACCGACAGAGAAGCAACCAACGGAGAAGCAACCAACGGAGAAGCAACCAACGGAGAAGCGACCAAUGGAGAAGCAACCAAUGGAGAAACAACCGACGGAGAAGCAACUUUCGGAAAAACGUAGUGAAGGAAUGAAACACGACACCACGACGAAAGUAUCCAGGAAAAAGUACGGUUUCGUAAAGGCGCUUGGUCUCGCGCCACGCCUGAACAAGAUGCACGCGAUGGAGGGUGCCAGCGGAAACGGGAAGAAUGUGGACGCGGCGGAGAACGCGCCAAGUACGUCGCCGAAGGUACCCCAAAGCCAACAGAAUGGUGCCGCUCUGCCCGAGGAGACCGCUACGUCGCCAUCGGCAUUGGAUUACGGACGUGUAAAAAUUGAGAAGGACGUACAUGAGAACAUUAGGACCAAUAAGAAGAGCCUUCCGAUUACAAGCACGCCGAUAGCGAGUACCUCGGAGCAGAAGGCCGGUUCGCGUCUUGUCAGAUCAAAGUCAGCCGAAAUCGUCGGCAAGAAGCGAAAGUCCCCGAACGGGCAGCAGGACCCUACGAAUGGUCCUUCUAAACCGAAAAAAACCUGCUGUGCACAGGAAGAACGGGAAAGUUCCAUCAAGUCUCUUGUCGGCGAUGAGACUACGGCUGACGCUUUGGAAAAAAAAGAAAAUGAGUUGUUUAAGCAGAUGCAGGAACUCGAGGAAAUGGCACGGAAAAAAGAGAAGGAAUGGAAUCAGAUCCUGCACCAGCGAAAACUGACGGAGGAAGCGUACGUGAGGCUCCAAAGAAGAAGGCAAAUGAUGAGACUCACGAAUAGCGAGACUACACCGGAGCACGUGCCGUCCACCAGCUUGGAGGCGAGAUGGAUGAACAGCGACGAAGCACCGAGCGAGACCGCGUCGAGAGAAAAGUCUCUCGAAUUCAAAAGUGAUCUUUCCGAAGAAAGCUCCCUAAACGCGUCGCUCCCUAAAAAACAAAACGUUGCGAAUGUUGCCUCGCAGCGGCAGACGACUUCUUCGAAAAACGGCGGGGAGAACAGCCGCAAGCAGAAUGAGAUGUCGAGUCCAGAGUCCCGGCAGAUCGGCGAAGGUCGUCAAGGUGCGAGAGUAGAAGUGACUUCCAUCAUCGCCAAUCAUAGGAAGAUGUUCCCCGAUCCGGCGCCGAAAAGGGGGCGAAGAACGAGGAAUUCGGUGAACGUUAAUCUGACCGCUGGUGGUGCCAUGGUCGAGAUGGGACACAAUGCUGAUUCCAGACCGUCGAGUGCAGACUCCUGCAAGAGUCCGAAUGCGACAGAGUGCCAAAACCCCGUGAACUUUAGGGACAUGGUAUUCCAACUCAACAGGCUGUCUCAACAUCAAGGUGAACCAGCCAGAGCAUCGCAAAAUUAUCCGGAUGUGACACUUCAACCUGUGCCGUCAGGACAUAACACAUCUUCCGUGCCUGAGAACACUAAUACGCCUUCACGCUCGCUUCUCCAUGGAAUACUGACCAACAAUACAUCAUCCAGGCCAAACAACUUUCCGCUUACUUUGGCUAAAUUGCUCACCGCACCUGAAAGAGAAAGGAACUCUCCAGCAGCGACAGCUGCGGCAACACCGAUAGUACCUAUGGCACAGCAAGCGACUGGCGCCCAACACCUUUUACAGGCAUACCAAGGAUCUAGUCUGGGUUCUAUAAGCGAGCUGCUGUCUUCCUCCACGGCUCGCACGGAGAUAACUAUAACUCCCGUUGUCAAUACACCUGCGCAGUCCCACUCCAACAACGUAAUUAAUGUUGAUGAUGUAGAGGAAGAUACUACAAGUGAUGAUAGAAAUGGCAAGUAUUCGAUGAGUGGAAGAGACACUAGGGAGGAUCGCGACAACCCUCCGCGAUGUCAAGGUUGCCAUGACCAACCCGCACAGUUUGUCUGUGCUGGAUGUGCGAAUCAGUGGUACUGCAGUCGUGAAUGUCAGGUGGCCUCGUGGGAUGAACACUCCGAGAUCUGCUCCGGUUAACGGCGACACAAUAUUUAAUGCGCGCACAACCGAAGAAGAAUCUAGUCAAGGCUAUAAUCUACAUUCAGCAACGCAGAGCUGCAGAUAGCCGAAGGUGAUGGCGUAUAUUUUUAAGGCUCUUGACUAUGUACGUAUAAAUACAUACGUACAAAGUACGAGGAGAGUACGGUUUGUUUUACGAUAUAGCGCGAUUGCCAAAUUGCUGGCUCUCCUCGACGAUCAUACGUGAGGGUAGAUUCGAAGCCUCGGGCCUUGCUUAUGAGAACGAGGAAGCCCGAGUGAAAGUGUCGUAUUGCAUUAUCGUAACAAUCCUUAUUAACUUAGUACUGGAUCCUCGUCAAAGCAAAUGGAUGUCGUCCUGCUGGAUCGAAGCAUUUACUCCUCAGACAGCGGAUACGGGCUCAUCUGGACCUAUUACAAAGAAAUACACAAUUGUAUAUUUUAUAAAAUAAGCUGAUAAGUUAACUUUUAUCUAAUUGUAAGUAUAUUAUUGUAUAAUCUUUUCUUUUUUAAAGUAAUGUCAAUAAUAAAUAAUGAUAAGUGAUGGAAAAUAUGUAUUUGUGUUCGUAUAUUCGGUGUUUCGUCUUUUUAUUGUGUGCUCGGAAAAUCAAUCGUAGGAGAGAGAGAUGAAACAAAUUUAAAUUAUAUAUAUUUAUAUAUGCAUAUGUAUAAAAUUGUGCGAAAUUAUUAAGUAAAAAGAACUGGUACUCUAAUACUAAUUUACUUAGUUAUCAUUUUGGGUCGAGGUGAAUCCGAUAUCCGCAUGGCGACAUGACAUUUUUAUGAAAAUUAACGACAAUCUGGAAAGGAGAGAGACGUCCAUUGGGACGACGAUUGAUGUACAUAGUGAAAUUUGGUAUUGUUACUACAGUAAAUUAUUUUAAUACUUAUGAUAAAUUCGAUAUGCUAUGUGCGAAAUAUUAUUUGCCGUCAGUACGCAAUGGAUUAUGUUACCACUUGUGGAGAAAUAUUUCCUAUUUAUAUUUCUGUUGUAUAAUCAAUAGUACUUCAUUAAUAAUACAAUAUAUAACACAUAUAAUGUGAUUUUUCUGUGUGUGUGUAUAUGUAUACAUAUAUGUAUGUGUGUAUGUAUGUAUAUGUAUAGAUAUAUAUAAAUAGGAUAUAUUUUCUCUCUACAUUUAUUCAAUUCGCCUCUAGAUAAGAUUCUUUUCCCUUGAUGGAUUCUAACAUAGAUAUCUAAAUUACACAAACAUUUUUUCUGUUUUAUAAUCAUACAAAUUAUUCUGUUUUCUCUCUCUCUCUCUCUCCCCUCCCCCCUCCUUCCUUUUUCUACCUUUUUCUUUGUCCUUUUCUUUCAAUUCCGACACUCAAAUGAUGUUUUGUGUGUAAAACGCGCAGGCCGCGCAUAUUCGGUACGCAUCUACACGUUAUCCAUCCAAAUGUAGAAUUGCGCAUCCGAUCGCAUACAAUAUUUUAUAUUUACAUUUGUUACCAAUGUAUAAAUUUAGAUUUAAGAAAGUGUUAGGCUUAAUAUAUAGAAAUUAGCUAUUUCUUUUUUAUUUCAUUGGUGACAUGCCGACAAGUUUUUAGUCAUUCUCUUUUACUUUUUUCUUUUUUUUAAUUUGUAUGUUACCUAAGCGUUGAUGGUCUCGAAUAUUAAUCUGUAGCCCAAAGUUCCUACAGGUACAUGCGACAUUAUAUAUUUUUCCCAAUUAUGAAGCAAACCAAAAUAAAGUUUUCAAGUGCA
Messenger RNA from Odontomachus brunneus, 6154 nucleotides. RefSeq names its product general transcriptional corepressor trfA-like. Lineage: Eukaryota; Metazoa; Arthropoda; Insecta; Hymenoptera; Formicidae. Bases 1951 to 4446 code for a protein of 831 amino acids. The record is from RefSeq and is a predicted model, not a curated record. Gene Ontology annotation, molecular function: sequence-specific DNA binding. The transcript has 8 exons.